Mangifera indica (mango) is the source of this 1563-nucleotide messenger RNA. RefSeq names its product ABSCISIC ACID-INSENSITIVE 5-like protein 2. The coding region runs from base 327 to 1286 and encodes 319 amino acids. The transcript has 4 exons. The record is from RefSeq and is a predicted model, not a curated record. NCBI's taxonomy places the organism in Eukaryota, Viridiplantae, Streptophyta, Magnoliopsida, Sapindales, Anacardiaceae. Gene Ontology annotation, cellular component: nucleus. Gene Ontology annotation, biological process: positive regulation of DNA-templated transcription. Gene Ontology annotation, molecular function: DNA-binding transcription factor activity.
AUUAAGCAUACGGUUUUGGUGUUGGGAGUUGCUGUUUUGUUUCUUUUCCUAUUGUCCUUCUUCGAAUGCCCAGAAGAAGAAUAUAUUAAAAAAAUAAAAAAUACAAUCAAACAUGGUGCUGAUGAUUUCAUCUCAAUACAUUCUUUGAACCCCUUCAACUUCAAAUCUUUUCAGUUUCACACUCUCAACUCACAAAGUACUGAUUUUUGGGCUGCUUUUAAGGUUCUGAUUCUGGUCAUUUCCUUGCCAAGUUUUGGCUUGGUGUUAUCAUUUUUGGGGUUGGAAUUUGUUAUCUUGAAAUGACUGUUUCCAGUGAAUGUUGUUGAAUGGGGAUUCAGACAAUGGGGUCUCAAGGUGAUGGUAGUAAUAGUGGUAAACAGACUCAGUUUCAACCGUUGGUUCGGCAAAAUUCGAUGUACAGUCUCACACUUGAUGAGGUCCAAAAUCAGUUGGGUGAUUUGGGAAAGCCACUUACCAGUAUGAACCUUGAUGAACUUCUGAAGAAUGUUUGGACAGUUGAGGCUAACCAGUCUAUGAGUGUGGAAAUGGAGGGUGCUGCAUCAGCCAAUCAAACUGCUCUGCAACAUCAGGCGAGUCUGUCGUUAACUGGUGCUCUAAGUAAGAAGACAGUUGACGAGGUUUGGAGAGACAUUCAGCAGAACAAAAAUAGUGGGGAAAGGAAGUCUAGAGAACGGCAGCCUACUCUAGGGGAGAUGACUUUGGAGGAUUUCUUGGUGAAAGCAGGAGUUGUAGCUGAGGCAUCUACGGACAAAAAAACCGGUGGUCCUGUUGGCAUUGAUCAAAAUUUAACGCCACAAUUUCCCCAAGGUCAAUGGAUGCAGUACCAACAUCCACAAUAUCAGCAGUCACAACAAAGUAUGAUGGGAGUUUACAUGUCCGGCCAGCCUAUACCACAGCCACUGCACAUGGGGUCAGGAGCUAUAAUGGAUGUUUCGUUCUCUGAUAACCAGGUGUCCUUAACUUCACCUUCAAUGGGAACAUUAUCAGAUAUACAGACUCUUGGGAGGAAAAGAGGCACUCCUGAAGAAAUAAUUGAGAAGACUGUUGAGAGGCGGCAAAAGAGGAUGAUAAAGAAUCGGGAGUCUGCUGCACGUUCACGAGCAAGAAAGCAGGCAUACACUAACGAGCUGGAGAACAAAGUUUCUCGUUUGGAAGAGGAAAAUGAAAGGCUGAGGAAAUGGAAGGAGCUUGAGCAGCUGUUGCCAUCUGCUAUGCCACCCGAGCCAAAGUAUCAGCUUCGCAGAACGACAUCAGCCUCAUUCUAACAUCUUCUACUCUGUGGGAUAGUUUUGUAGAUAUGACGUGUCUCAAGUUGUCUUGUUUAGUUAAAGCUAAGCGAGUUAUGUCUGAAUGUUGUAAAGCUGCAAUCUGUUGCUUCUGGCAUUGAUGGUUUGCCUCUAUGAGGUUUUUCUUGUCACAACGUAUCUGUGAUAUCAGUUGCAUUAUAAUUUUCACCAUUAAGUCUUUUUAGAUUUGUUCAAAACAACAAUGUAGUUGAGUUCUUACAAAUGUUCAGUAUAUAGUUUGUCUAUUUCACUGUUA